GUAUUAGUCCCCUCCGCCUUGUCCACCAGACGAAACAAACUUCCUCCGCUCCUCUGCCCGGUUUUAAAAAAAAGUUUGGAUGGGCCGGGCCCAUUUGGUAAAUGGAUAUGGAAUGUGGCUUUUAAUGACAUUUUGGUAAGCCCGAAACUACAAGAAAAACACUCUGGAAUUAGGUUUGUGAUAUAUAUGUGAAGGCGGAAGCCCUAGCCAUUUCAGUCGCUUGCCGCCGAGGACGAGGAGAGAGGCGCUCUCUAGCUCAGUCUGUGUUGGGGUGUUCCAGUUGAGUCUCGGAAAUGAAGCACAACAACGUUAUCCCCAAUGGGCACUUUAAGAAGCAUUGGCAGAAUUAUGUCAAAACAUGGUUCAACCAGCCUGCCCGGAAAACCAGAAGAAGGAUCGCGAGACAGAAGAAGGCUGUGAAGAUAUUCCCCCGACCCACUGCUGGACCUCUGCGUCCUGUUGUGCAUGGGCAAACCCUGAAGUACAACAUGAAAGUUAGAGCUGGCAGAGGAUUUACCCUUGAAGAACUCAAGGCUGCGGGUAUCCCAAAGAAGUUGGCCCCAACUAUCGGUAUAGCGGUCGAUCACCGACGCAAGAACCGUUCCUUGGAGGGACUUCAGACCAAUGUCCAGAGGCUGAAGAUGUACAAGGCCAAGUUGGUCAUCUUCCCCCGCCGUGCCCGUAAAGUCAAGGCUGGUGAUUCUGCUCCGGAGGAGCUUGCAAAUGCAACCCAAGUGCAAGGAGAACACAUGCCGAUUGUGAGGGAGAAGCCGGCGUCGGAGCUUGUGAAGGUCACAGAGGCCAUGAAAUCGUUCAAGGCUUAUGACAAGAUCCGUCUAGAGCGUACAAAUCAACGCCAUGUCGGUGCCAGGGCAAAGAGAGCUGCCGAGGCCGAGAAAGAAGAGAAGAAGUGAGAUUCUUUUUUUUUAGGUUUAAAAAAACUUAUCUUUUUUUUUUGUAUCGGACUUUGUUGCCUCCCUGUUGGUUGGUUUGGAUUUUGCUGCUACUGGAUUUGGGGAAAAUGAUUAUUAAAAAAACUUGCUGCGACUCUCCGGCGAUUCAUGGCU
Messenger RNA from Tarenaya hassleriana, 1067 nucleotides. Its product is annotated as 60S ribosomal protein L13-1. The record is from RefSeq and is a predicted model, not a curated record. The coding region runs from base 294 to 914 and encodes 206 amino acids. The transcript is spliced from 5 exons. Gene Ontology annotation, cellular component: ribosome; cytosolic large ribosomal subunit. NCBI's taxonomy places the organism in Eukaryota, Viridiplantae, Streptophyta, Magnoliopsida, Brassicales, Cleomaceae. Gene Ontology annotation, molecular function: RNA binding; structural constituent of ribosome. Gene Ontology annotation, biological process: translation.